Messenger RNA from Penicillium oxalicum, 2316 nucleotides. RefSeq lists its product as uncharacterized. Gene Ontology annotation, cellular component: nucleus. Gene Ontology annotation, molecular function: zinc ion binding; DNA-binding transcription factor activity, RNA polymerase II-specific. Gene Ontology annotation, biological process: regulation of DNA-templated transcription. Bases 1 to 2316 code for a protein of 771 amino acids. Lineage: Eukaryota; Fungi; Ascomycota; Eurotiomycetes; Eurotiales; Aspergillaceae. The transcript has 4 exons. The record is from RefSeq and is a predicted model, not a curated record.
AUGGCGGUUCAAGAAUCCUCUUCAAACCCCGUGGCAGCGGUAGAGUCCUCGGACAAGACCAAUCCUCCUGCCCCAACUGGCUCAUCGAAGCCGAACCCGGCGCCCAAGAAAGGAAAAGACAAGAAGAUAUUCAGUUGUCAUUCGUGCCGACGGCGGAAGCUCAAAUGCGAUCGUUUUGACCCAUGCGGUGCCUGUCAGGCACGAGGACAGGGCCAUCUGUGUACGUGGGAAGAAGGACAAAGACCAGAACCAAACCACCGGGAAAGCCUCGAGCAACUGACGAAGAUGAUUCUCAAAUUAACGGAGGAGGUUCAGGAGCUCAAAACGUUGAAUUCGACUUUAAUUCAGAACAGCAAAAGUAAGAACAAGGAUCUUGCGGAAUUUCUGGACUUGAAUUCGCCGGAAUACCGACCUUCAUCCCGCGGGGGUUCGGGAAGCAGGGGCAGCAUGCCUGCAGGUCACAUCGGCUGGGACUUACCAUAUCAAAACCCCGGCCUCAAUCAAUGGACAGCAUCACAGUUAAUCGCAUUACUGCCCGAGAGUCAAUUACUUCGGGGUUUAUUUUCGCAUUACAUCUCCGCUGCUGCACCACUGACAGGGUUUAUCGAUGUACACCAACUCAGCUGCGACAUUGAGGAGGUUGAGUAUCUUCGACAGGGCAUGGAAAUUGCCAGCUCCCCCACCUCGCGGGAACAUCUCGACGUCAAGGUUUCCAGGAUCCUAGCGGUCGCCAGUCUCGCGACCGUCGACCUUAUUCCCGGGAAAGCACAGGAGCUGGGACUCGCGAAUACAAACAUCGACGCCAUGGCCCGCGAUUUAUGGAAAGCGUCGCGUACACUGAUAUCGCCUUCAGACUUGGACUCGUUCCAGCCCCCUGCCAAACCAAUCCUUGCUGAAGUACGAGCACCGCCGCCCCUCAAGAUGAACAGGGAUCUCGCGCAACAGGGCGGAACUUCUACCACUGUAGUCUCGGAUAUUCCGCUGCAGAUUGUGUCUAUCAAGAUUCUUCUCUUGAUGGCUGCGCGAUCUUUUGCCGCACCAUCUGAGUACCUCAAACUCCACUUGGACGUCAUCUCUUCCGCCAUCGACGCCUCGCUCGAUAGCCCCUCGGACGAGGGAUGCUCUCUUCUUGAUCGCGAGCUGCGCUGGCAACUCUGGUCUUUCAUCUGCUUGCUAGACUGGACUUCUCCGGGCAUCUACCACAACAGCAGCUAUUUCAUUCGACCGGAGAUGCACCACCAACCACCUUCCAAAGUCGCCGGCCUUCCAGACGACGGGUCUUUCCCGCCCGCCAUAGAGCAAGAACACCGGGAUCGACUCAGCCAGACAAGACAUUAUCUAGAGUACGGACUGGCUUUGGCUCAUCUCUCGCGUCGCGCAGAGGACUGCAUCAACCGUCCGGGACCCGUGUCUCCCGCCCAGGCGGCGGAGCUCUGCACCAAGCUAGAUGCCCUCGACAACAAACUCUCCUUCUAUCAAUUACUUGGCGGCACUCUUCCCGAUGGCAGCACUUUCAAUGCCGGCGCUAUGGCGGUCGAUCCCUCCUCCACCACCACCGGAGACCUCGUCACCGACAAGCACAGUGCCGAGCAGCGACUGUCUCUGGCCCAGGCCCCCAUGAUUCAAAAUAUGCACCUGAGUCUUGAGCUCGGUCUCAUCCGAUUCAAACUCUUCCGCCACGAGGCGUUCCACCUCAUGCAUGCGCCCAAUACUUCGGUGACUCUACGCAUGAUGUGCAUGGACGCUUGCAUGGACUCCUGCAUCGUCGUGCUCGAACAAUGUUGGAAUAUCGGCAAUCGUGACGUUCCCGGUGUUCAGGCGCAGGUGCAGGUGCAAGCUCAGUCACAGAUACCGCUGGACCCGAGCAGAGAGAUGCGUACCUGUACGGGAAGUCUGCGACGAGUCCUGCAACCGACCUCGGCGGCGGCGCUGGUGGGGCAGGUUCUGUUACACGCUGCGCGAGCCGUAGACGGAAUAGGGACAGGGAUAGGAGCCGUACCCACAACUGGACCGGGCCCAGGGCAAGUGCAAGGUAAGGAUUUUCAGGGAGAUAUGGGGGUCACGUCAAGGUGGAACUCGGCAACUGAGUUCUUUGCGUUUGCGCAGGGGGCGGGGGAUUUUGAGGCUGCGAGUGCGAGUAUGCCAACGCAAGGGCCUUAUGCGGCGGCGGGUGGUUCGUGGGGCGGGUGGACCAGUGGGGAGAAGAUGAAAGUGUUGCAAUGGCACAUUAACAAGGUGCUAGGCCUGUUGGAGGCGUUGCAGGGAACUUCAUCCUUGGCGCAGUACAAGCUCAGUUUACAUCGGCAGUGUAUGUAG